This is a messenger RNA of Penicillium bovifimosum, 753 nucleotides long. RefSeq lists its product as uncharacterized. The record is from RefSeq and is a predicted model, not a curated record. Bases 1 to 753 code for a protein of 250 amino acids. The transcript has 4 exons. NCBI's taxonomy places the organism in Eukaryota, Fungi, Ascomycota, Eurotiomycetes, Eurotiales, Aspergillaceae.
AUGGCUCUCAAUGGCAAAGUUGCCCUUAUCACGGGCGGUGUCAAGAACCUCGGAGCUGAAAGUGCCCUAGAGCUGGCCGGUGUGGGCGCCAAUCUUGCUCUCCACUAUCAUUCGUCUGGCAGUGACAAAGUAAAGGCCGACCUUGAAAUCGCACUGAAGAAGAAGAACCCGUCAGUCAAAGUCACAUUCUACCAGGGAGAUUUGACCUCUGCCGCCGCAGUGACCAAAUUGUUCAAAGAUGUUCUUCGUGACCAUGGUCAGGUUGAUAUUGUGAUCAAUACGGUUGGAAUGGUUCUGAAGAAACCUAUUGUUGAUAUCACUGAAGAAGAAUACGAUACGAUGUUCGCGGUGAACUCCAAAACUGCCUUCUUUGUCCUCAAAGAAGCGGCUGCUCAUGUGAGCGACGGUGGCAAGAUCAUCAGUAUUGUUACGGCGCUGCUAGGCGCAUUCACCGGCUACUAUACUUCUUACGCUGGUAGCAAAGCCCCAGUGGAACAUUUCACUCGGGGUGUCUGCAAAGAACUUCAGUCUAGAAAGGUCAGCGUGAACAACAUCGCUCCUGGACCAAUGGAUACGCCAUUCUUCUAUCCACAGGAGUCUCCCGAAGCUGUGGAGUUCCACAAAUCAAAUGGUAUGGGCGGACGUCUUACCAUGACGGAGGACAUUGCUCCAAUUGUUCGCUUCCUCUGUACAGAGGGUGCCUGGAUCAGUGGGCAGACAAUCUUUGCCAAUGGUGGAUACACCACCCGUUGA